CCUCUCACUCUCUCUAUCUCUCGUCCAGGUCGCCCACAGCCAGCAGCCAGCAUGUUCACCGUCAAGGCGACCUACCGCAGCCAGACCCGCAAGUUUACCUUUGACCAGUCGCUCUUUCCGUCUUAUCAGCAGUUGUUUCACCAGCUUUAUCGCGUCUUUCCAAUCUCUCAGUCUUACUACCUCUCCAAAUUACUGUUCGCGCCCCAACCCGCAUUCCCCAAUUCGCGUAUCCUGCUGAGCAAGGAAGUCCACAACGCCGAGCAAUACGAGCGCGCUAUCCAGCAGUAUAACGGCCGACCGUUGCCCGGCGCGUUACUCCGUUUCACCGUCUUUGACGACACUCCACACAAGCCAGCCGUUGGGAAGGGCAUUGGUGUGAGCUCUCAAAGUGGCAGUGCUCCCGAGGGCCGUGCCGCCAACGAUAUCUGGCUUACUGGCCCCGAGGAGUCUAUUACCGUCACGCCCAGCAUCAGGGUCAGUCCCUUGACCCAAUGCCACUCGGCGCGCUCCGAGUCGCGGUCCCCAAUGAACCUCGAAGACUGGGACAUGGAGCUGCAUAGACUCAUAACGUACGACGAAGGAUCUGCUACGGGUACCUACGUGCCAUCUCCGCAGCCCUCCAUCUCGAGUCUCGGGCCGCAGCAGCCGCAGCACAUGCCGGGACUACAACAUGAACGCAUGCGAGCCUCGCCUCCGUCGUCCUCAGCAUCUCGCACUCCGCGAGCAUCGCCGCCGCGCUCUACAUUCAACGAGUCCAUGCCACAGCGUGACGUCGACCCGUUGCCUGUCAUCCAGGACCUCUUCACCAACUUCGUCAGGGACUUCGACCGUAUCAUGGAACGGAGCUUCGGCGAGCGGUGGAGGGAGCGCACCCAGUCUCCCCAGAUUCCCCCAGCUCCGCGCGGUGCCCCGCCCUCUUCUGUCGUCGACGGGGCAAACGGGAUCCCCCCGCCCCCACCGCCGCUCUUCGACGGCAUCGCCAGCAAUGUCGCCAUGUCCGGCAUACCGCCCCCGCCCAUCCUCGACACGUCACGCCCGCCGCAGUCGGCAGGCUCCUCGCCCCCUACCGCUCAGUCCAGAGACACCGCGUUCAGCAUGCCCGGCGCAUUUGUGGACCCGGCGGUCGUACUCGGGCUGGCGCGCCCCGAGCCGCAGUCCUCGCACAUACCUCCGCCUCCGCCUCCACCUCAGCCUCAUUGGAACUCGUAUUACUCACCCUCGUGGAACGUGCCGCCUCCCCCGCCGUUGCCGACCUUCCCCGGGAGCUUCGAGAGUCAUUCGUCGCACCAUGCCUCAAGUGAGCCACCGCGGGUGCGGGUUGUCAGCCCGCCGCCGUCGCCCCCGUCUCCAAUGACUCCGAGCGUCGUGUCCCAGGCGCCGAGCAGCGUCAAUUCGAACGCGCGCGUCGGUAUUGCCAGCCAGAACGGGAGCACGAGAAACGCCCAGGAGACCGUCAUACAUUUGGACGUCGUCUGUGAUUCGUGCAACGAGAUCGUCGUCGGCGUGCGGCACAAGUGCCUCGAUUGCCCUAACUACGACCUGUGCACGCCGUGCAUGGAGUCCGGCUCGGCGGAGCUGCACAAUCCGUUCCAUGAGUUCUUCGAUGUCACCGAGCCGGGGGGGAUGUAUGUGCACAACGUCUUCAGCGGGAACGGCGAGCGGACUGCUGCGCCGCCCGUGGAGACCAGGACCAGGCCUGCUGCUGCCGUUCCUCCUGCGGAGCCUGUUCGGCACAAUGCGACUUGUGAUUUGUGUGAUUCGAGGAUUGUUGGGGAGAGAUAUAAAUGCUUGGACUGCCCUGACUUCGACGCGUGCGAGCGCUGCUUCUCUAUAACCCCUGAGCAGCACCCGAGUCAUGGGUUUGUGCGCGUGAAGGAUUCCAAGGAUCUCAUUCUGAGGCAUGAUGCCUCUGCGACGGAAGUGCAUACUGCGAGGUGUGACUCCUGCACUCAGGUUAUCGUAGGGGUCAGGUACAAGUGCAUGCAUCCUGCCUGCCCGGACUAUGAUCUCUGUUCGAGAUGCGAGGCGAUGCCCAUCCCCGUCCACCCUUCCAACCACCCGAUGUUGAAGUUGAAGGGGAGCAAUGAUGUCGUACCGAGGGUCAACAGCUACGCCGAGGACCGUCAAGAGCAAGAGCGUCUUGAAAGGAUGCAGAGGAUUCUCCGGGCUAGGGAGGAAGAGCUGGAGCAGCGCGAGGACGCAGUGAACCUCCGGAGCGAUGCGCUGAACCUACGGAACGACGAACUGGAGGAGCGCGAGCGCGAGAUCGCCGCGAUCGACCACGCGUUGGGCGAGCGCCAGAGAGAGCUGGAUGAAAGGUUCAACAUCUUAGAAGGCAGAGAGAAGAUCGUGGAAGAGAAAGAAGAGGUCUUCGAGAGGCGGGAGGAUUACUUGAUGACGCGUGAAGGCGCUGUUGACCAGGAGAUCGAGGCGCGUCUGGAGGCUAUGGAGGAUAAGGAGAACGACCUCCAAGUUCGUGCUGAAACACUCGAGGACCAGCUCCGCGACCUUGAAGCGCGGAGGGAAGAGCUGGACGCUGAGGAGAUUACGCUUGAGGGGAGGCAGAGGAGUCUUGAAGACUGGGCAAACAACCUGGAGUGCUGGGAGUCGCGCCUUGAGGAGACGUCUGCGCUGCUCGAUAGACGCGAGAUGGAGUUGACCGAGAAGGAGAGGGAUCUGGAGGAUGAAAGGGUCCCUCCCUACGUCCCGGCUGCCCGCGCUGAGUCGCCAUGGAGGAGAUAUGCGCAGGACCUCCUGCCGCUCAACCUCCCGCAGGUGCCCACCCACGUUCCGAAUAUCCAGGUCGAGCCCCCUUCUCCCUCUUUGAUCGAUAUCGACCGUGUUCCGGCAAGGCCUGUUGCUGUUGCGAUGUCCGCCUCUCCCCAGACUUGGCCUACCCCCGAGGAGAUUGACGAUAUCAUACGGAGGAGCGAGACGACGUAUCCGGAGAUUGAGACUCGUGAUUUGCACCAUGAUGGUCAUUCGACUGAGUCUGAAGAUGUUAUGAUGCCUGGGACGCUCCCCAUGUUCGCUCAGCGCACCAACAACGCCAAUUCGACCGUUAGCUCUGGCACCCCGUCGGCUAUGUCUGCGCUCUCGUCCUUGCCGCUAGCCCCGUCCAACGUCGGGAGUGACAUGUAUAGUGAGCUUUGGCCGGCCGUUGCCUCGGAGCUAAGGCAUUUGUUGCAGCCAUCGACUGAAGCUGUGCCGGAUGAGGGCUCCUUGCCCAUCGAGCAUACUGUUUCCGAGGGCGAGGGUCUGCGCGACCCGACUCCUAUGCCAGGAUCUCACACCAACGAGGAUAUCGUCGAUGUCUACUCUCCACCCCUUGCCAAGGAGCCUCUGUUAGCUCGCCCGAAUGAACAGCUUGCGCCUCCUGAGAUUCUCUCUAGGCUCGCGAGCUCACUCGCUGGUUUGCUAGCUGCGCGGCCGAUUUCUCAGCCGUCGGCGACUGUUCCUGACGCGGAGCCGACUGACCCCUUCGCUGACGAACUCGCGACCGAACCCGAAGAGCACCGUUUCGCUGAUGAACUCGCAACCCAACCUGAAGAGCACGUUGAGUCUCGUGCUGAGACUCCGGCCUUGCCUCCGUUGCGCGCGACCUGCGUGUCUGAGAACAAUAUCCCCGACGGGCAGAUCUUCCCUCCUGGCGCUGAGUUUGUGAAGUCUUGGAACGUUAUCAAUGAUGGUGAGAGGGAGUGGCCCGAGUCCACGGUGUUGGUCUUCGUCGCAGGCGAUCGUAUGGGAUCUGGCGCCGACACUGCCAAGUUCAAGGUUGGCUCUGUGCCAGCUGGUGAGACCGUUGAUGUCUGGACUGGAGAGCUCAAGGCACCCGAACACCCCGGCAAGUACGUGAGUUACUGGAGGCUGAGCGAUGGCCAGGGCAAUCAGUUUGGCCAGAGUCUAUGGAUUGAUAUAAGCGUUGCGGAGGUUGAUACGUCUUCGGGCUCAGAGUCGUUGGCGGCGUCCUCCGUGAUCAUGCCUCACGCUGUCGGCGAGGCUCCGAUGCGGGCUGGUCAGACUACGACUGAGGCGCCUACAGUGCAAGCACGGUCGUUGACUUUGCCGUCGACAGCAUCAGGCGAGACGCUCUCGGAUGUUAUUUCAGUUGGCUCUUCGGCUUCGCUGAUCAGUCAUCCUGGUUCCCCCUCGUCUGCUCAUGGAUCGAUGGACGAAUGGGAGGACACCAGAGGCUCCGUGACUCCUCCUUUGGCUCCGACCGUAGGGGAGAGGGACAUGGAGUACAUUGUGCUGUACGAGAGUUCCGACUCGGGACGGGAUUGAAGAUCUGGUGGAAAAACAGUGAUAGGUAGUGGAAACAGUAAUAUGUUGUCCUGAUUUUAUCAGGCAACCCCCCCC
Gloeophyllum trabeum ATCC 11539 is the source of this 4359-nucleotide messenger RNA. RefSeq lists its product as uncharacterized. Gene Ontology annotation, molecular function: zinc ion binding. The record is from RefSeq and is a predicted model, not a curated record. Bases 52 to 4284 code for a protein of 1410 amino acids. NCBI's taxonomy places the organism in Eukaryota, Fungi, Basidiomycota, Agaricomycetes, Gloeophyllales, Gloeophyllaceae. The transcript is spliced from 10 exons.